AUCCCGUAAACGUAAUCAUACCUGUCCUGCAAUCGCCCGUGACUUCUCUUAUAAAACAGAAAAGCAAGCUUUAAAAGCAAACAUGUUAAAGAUUAGCCAGUGGACUGUCGAUGCUUUUAUUGCCCAAGCCUGUCGAUUCGAAAGAUUUCAUUACUCGUGUCAAUCACAGUGCAGAUCACCAACAUAACCCUACUAAAGAUACUAACCCCUGAACAUACCCUACACCCUAACCUUAAACUGGUUUGGGGAGGAAAACAUGUCCACUACGUAGUGGAUUUAAUGUGUUAAAUGUGCAGCUCUAAUAAAAAUAUAGACCUCAUUCGCAAAUACUGGAAGUAGCUAACCGCGACCAUAUUGUUGACAUGACAUCUGUCCUGCUGCCCUUAGCAGCGCGCACAUUUGAGUUGAGGGGGAGCUUCAUCUCGUCGGUCUCAAGAGAAGAUGAGCUUGAUUGGUGUGUGGACCCACAUCAAAAUUAAAUAAUAGCUUUAAGUAAAGAUCCGUCCUUAUUGACAGCCGUAACCUAUCCGGAUAUUUAUAACGAUCUCGAUCAUACAGUAUCCGUAUAACGUACAAACUACAAUUUAUCUCAACAAGGCAACAUGAACGACACUCGUCUCAUUCGUGGAGGUGGAAAAACCAGUGCAGUUAUGCACUGCAAACGCAGCACAUUUAAAGCCCUUGCCUCCACGGAUUAUGUGUGAAACCUGUGGUAAAAUGAUAGGAACAGACUUUUCUGUGGGGAGUUGACUAAAAGUUUAGCCUAUUUAUCCUAGCUAGCCUGUCCUGCGCUGUCUCAACCCUGUCUCCUUCCCUUCACGUUUUCUGACAGUCGGUAUCUUAUCGCAUAAAUACUAACUCUGAUGUUAUCUUAUUGCUGUUGUUAGAACAGCCGUGUAUUACACUACACCAUCACGCUGUUUAAAAAAAAAAACAGUGAUGAUAUCAUGGAUAAUCCCGACGCUACCUCGCUUGUCCUUUGACAGACUGACAGUUUCCAUGGUUUCUAUGUCAACAAAAUGGCCGCCGCAAACACUGAUGACGCAGAUCGAAUAAGAGGUCUGCGGUUCAUUCAAGUUUUACUGCAAAGUCUAGUGGAUGGGGAGAGAGAUGAGGACAAUCCCAUUCUUAUCCGCAUCAAUAUCACUAAAGCUUAUGACCGAGCCCUCAAGAGGCAUCACGGCUGGAUUGUCCAGAACGUUUUCAAGGCCGCCCAAUACGCUGCGCCAUGCAGGUCCGAUUUCCUUAAAGCUUUAGCCAAGGAUCAAGAAGUUGCCGAGGAGGAAUGCUUAAGGAAAGUGUGCCAGUUCUUGAUAAACUUCACUGCAACUGUUGAUGCCAUUUAUGAAAUGUAUUCUGCCAUGAAUGCUGAACUGGACUACUUAGUUUGAAACAUCCUUUAAAGAUGUCAGUCUCUGAAGCAGUACAGUGUAUUCCUCUUUAAUUCUGCACAGUUUUCAUACUCUAUAUGAUACAUGUCCAAAGGCCUGUUCACACCAGGAACAAUAAGUGUCCACACCAAUGCAGGAUUACAUUCUAUUUAUUAUAAGCCUGCGUUGUCAUCUGCCUCUCUAAAGUCAACAUUACAUCAAAAUCGACCAAUUGAGUUUGUUGUAUAUUAUAACUUUUCAGUUUAGAACCAUUUCUAAAAAUAUAUCUUUAUUGUUAGGGUUAAGGCCCUGGUAUACUUUAAAGCAAAUCGAAGCAUGAACAAGUGUGAUGUCAUUUCAGACAAAACCAGGCCAAAACAAAGUUUGUUUGAAGUUUGUUUCAGCUUUCCAAAGAGGCUGGAGAGACUCCCAUUGGCCCGUGGGGAUUAUGAUGUGGAAACCGCUCCAGUUCAGUUCAUCAAGGUCAGGGGCCGUAUUCACAAAGAAUUUUAUCUUACCACUAGGAGUACUCCUAAAUCGCACUAAAAUAUUUUAGCUGGAAGUUUUCUCUUAAAAGUUAUUCACAGCGCCUUUCAGACCUACUCUCAGUAAUGAAAAAUGAAAACUCAGUUGCUACAUUGUAACACAUAACACAGAAGGUGAAAAAAUCUAAUCUUAAAGAUAAGCAUCAUAUAGGCAGAAACAUGUUUAAUAAUGAAUUAUAACUGAUUAAAAGCUAUUGAAAACAGAUGUGUUUUAAGUUGUCUUUUAAAAUCCUGCACAGUAGCGGCAUCUCUAAUGUGUUUAGGCAAACUAUUCCAAAGUUUAGGCGCUGCCACAGCAAAGGCACGAUCACCUUUUUUAUUUCGAUGUGUCCUAGGUAUUCUGAGUAGCUUCUGAGUCGCUGAUGCCAAACUUCGUCCAGUCUGAUAUUCAUUUAAAAGAUCUGAC
This is a messenger RNA of Pimephales promelas (fathead minnow), 2321 nucleotides long. Lineage: Eukaryota; Metazoa; Chordata; Actinopteri; Cypriniformes; Leuciscidae. The record is from RefSeq and is a predicted model, not a curated record.